Messenger RNA from Miscanthus lutarioriparius, 1533 nucleotides. NCBI's taxonomy places the organism in Eukaryota, Viridiplantae, Streptophyta, Magnoliopsida, Poales, Poaceae. The record is from the annotation of a GenBank genome assembly.
AUGACGGCGGACGGCGAAGGCGGCGGCGAGAAAUCAAAGUUCCGGUGGCUGGACGCGGCGCGCUACGCGGUGGCCGCCGCGGUGACCGUGCUCAUCAUGGCCGUCAUCGUCAACGCCGUGAAGGUGGUCCUUCGCCCCGACUCGUUGCAACUCUCCGUCGACAAAGGCUCCAUCUUCACGGCGCAGUAUCCGCCACAGCUGAUCAUGGAGCUCAAGCUCCGGGCGCAGAACCCCAGCGGCCGGGUCCGGAUGUACUACGUCGGCGUCACCGGGUACCUGUUCGACAACACGACGUCGGCGUCGGCGUCGUUGGAUCCAGGAUACGAUUCCGUCGUCAUCUUCAAGCCGAAAGACAUGGCCGUGGUCCAGCAGGAGGCACUGGACUGCAGCCUAGGUAUGAAGGUGGUGAGGGAAAAGCAGAUGGAUCCGUCCCACUUCGACGUGCUGUACAAUGGCAGCAGCUUCAGCGACAUGACGCUGCGGCUGGACGGCGACCUCAUCACCGAGGUGACGUCCGAGCUCAACAUGACUCGCCGGACCACCUACUACUGCGAGGAGCUCCUCGUCGGCGGGAACGGGGACGACGAGGCUUUCAAUGAUCCCGCCACACAAAGGCACUUGGGUCCCGUUGUACCGCCAUCUCGGGCCGUACGCUCGCCGCCGGCGGCAUCUACCUGCGCGGCGAAGGCGAGGCCGCCGCCGUCAUUGGCCGACCUGCUCCGCCAGGACCAGCUCCGCGUCGACCACAUCCACAGGAGGCUGUCGUCGUCGUCCGAAGGCGUCCGCGUGAGCAAGCAGGCCGGUCCCGUCAAGGAACCGGUGCGUUCCGAGGUGAUCCACCUCCACGACCAGCCGGUUAUCCAAGUCACAAUCGGCUCCGAAAGGAAGACCUCCGCCGGCGGCGGCAGAGGCGGUGUCGGCGGCCAGCAAAGCCAGGCGGCGGGAGUUGUCCAGACGGUGGUGCUGGACACGGCCAGCGACGUGCCGUGGUACCGCGUCCCUAUCCCCAGCUCCCCCGCCUUAUCGUCGUCAUCGGGCACGUACGGCUCCGACCUCCUCGCGCUCGCGGCCGACCCAGCCAACGGCGCUUUAUCCUUCAAGUUCGGGUGCAGCCACGCCGAGGCCAAGCAGGGCGAAGAAGGCAGCUUGAACAACGCAACCGCCGGAGUCAUGGCGCUGGGCGGAGGCCCGGAGUCGCUGGUGUCCCAGACCACGGCCACCUACGGGAGCGCCUUCUCGUACUGCAUCCCAGCGACGGAGAGCCGCCAGCCGGGGUUCUUCGUGCUCGGCGGCAGCGGUGACCCCUCCGCUGGCGCCAGGUACGUGGUGACGCCCUUGCUCAGGUACGCGCGGGUGCCCACGUUCUACCGCGUGCGCCUCCUGGCCAUCGCCGUCGACGGGCAGCAGCUCAACGUGACCCCCUCGGUGUUCGCCGCCGGCUCCGUGCUGGACUCCCGGACGGCCAUCACCCGGCUGCCGCCGACGCAGUACCAGAAGCUGCGCGAGGCGUUCAGGAGCAGGAUGGCCAUGUAG